GUCUGCGCCUGCGUCAUUUCUGGAGAGACGCAAGCUAGCAGGUAACUAGCAUGGAUGUAAAGCUAAACAUCUAAGAGCGAUGGCGUCCGCAGCGAUGGAUACCACGUAAAUAACAACACAUACAGUACAACGGUCAGUGUAUGUUCGCGUGUCAUUAACGAUUCGUUGUAGAGGCUGAAUAGGAAAUAUAAGUGUGUCUUCAUGGCGACCGGGAGCGGCGGCAGCGGCUUAGCGUCAAACCAUGACGGUCAGGAGGCAGCGUCCAACUCGGCUCAGUCUGGAGCCGCUGCGGUGGUCUCCAACUUGCCAGCCUCCGGUCCUGGCCGGUCUGCCUCCCCGCCUGUACUCGGCCUUCACCGGGAGCCCAUGUACAACUGGCAGGCGACCAAGAGCUCCCUGAAGGAGCGCUUCGCCUUCCUCUUCAACAACGAGCUGCUCAGCGACGUCAGGUUCAUCGUGGGGAAGGGCAGACAGGCCCAGAGGAUACCGGCCCAUAAAUUCGUCCUGGCCGCUGGAAGUGCCGUUUUUGAUGCCAUGUUCAACGGAGGGAUGGCCACAACCUCGACUGAAAUAGAGCUGCCUGAUGUGGAGCCUGCAGCCUUCCUCGCCUUGCUCAGGUUUCUGUAUUCUGACGAGGUCCACAUUGGUCCAGAGACUGUGAUGACGACUCUGUAUACAGCUAAGAAGUACGCGGUCCCUGCUCUGGAGGGUCACUGUGUGGAGUUCCUCACCAAGCACCUCAGAGCCGACAACGCAUUCAUGCUACUCACUCAGGCAAGGUUAUUUGAUGAGCCUCAACUUGCCAGUCUCUGCUUAGACACCAUAGACAAAAGCACUGCGGAUGCAAUAAAUGCAGAGGGCUUUACUGACAUCGACCUUGAUACCUUAUGUGCAGUGCUGCAAAGAGACACACUCAGCAUCAGGGAGAACCGUCUGUUUGGGGCAGUGGUACGCUGGGCAGAGGCUGAGUGUUACAGACAACAGCUUCCCCCGACCUCGGAGAACAAACAGAAGGUUCUGGGGAAAGCCCUGCCGCUCAUCCGCUUCCCACUCAUGACUGUUGAGGAGUUUGCAGCAGUAAACCCCAAACCACGGGUCGACUACAUUGACAGGCCCCGCUGCUGCCUCAGGGGGGAGGAGUGCAGCAUUAAUAGAUUCCAGCAGGUUGAGAGUCGAUGGGGGUACAGUGGUACCAGCGACAGAAUCAGAUUCAAUGUUAACAGAAGAAUAUCCAUAGUGGGUUUUGGCUUGUAUGGUUCAAUACAUGGACCCACUGACUAUCAGGUCAACAUACAGAUCUUAGAGAGCGACAAACGCAUUACACUGGGGCAGAACGACACAGGUUUCAGCUGUGACGGCACAGCAAACACGUUCAGAGUGAUGUUCAAAGAGCCUGUGGAAAUCCUACCCAAUGUCAGCUACACUGCAUGUGCCACCUUAAAGGGCCCAGACUCCCAUUAUGGCACAAAAGGAUUGAAGAAAGUGACCAAGGAAUCAGCAACGGGGACCAAGACAACUUUUUUCUUUUUUAGCUCACCUGGAAAUAACAAUGGUACAUCAGUGGAGGACGGCCAGAUACCAGAGAUCAUAUACCAUACCUAGACGUAACACGGUGUCACGCAGGUACACUGAACCAGGGAGACCUCAGACUGCUGGGAAGACUGGACUGCUGGAGAUAUACGUAGUGCCUCAUGAUCCUUUUGAAUAAAGAAUGUGUGUUUGAGUGUGUAUGUAUGUGUGUAUCUGUCUAUACAAUAGUGGUGUACAGACAUGAUCACAGCUCUGGUGUGGGGGGGAUAAAAAAAAAAGCUUUUUGAGCAUAAUCAUCAGUUGUAAAUUAUCUAAAUACUGAUGUCCUGUCUGUGUGUUGUUAUCAUUAAGCUGCCAGUGCAGGAGUUUAUCCUGCACGAGUGUCAAUUUUUGCUGAUGCAUUUACUGCAAGUAUAACAUUUGCAUAUUUUUUUUAUUGUGCACUGUUAUCAUUUAUUCAGCAGGUGUCUUAGAGUACUUUUGCAUUGUAUUAAGGAUCCAUGUGUGUUAUGUAACUUUGCCAGUGGUACAUGUUGUAAUUUAUGACUUCAUGUUUGCUUAUCACAACAUUAAAAUGUAAAACAACAAAAAAAACAUUCUAGGACUUUUAUGGCGAAUUAAAUGGAGGGGGUGGGUCUAUUUUUAGCUUUUUGACACAAAAAUGUGAUCAAAUUUGGUCUUCGGUAGAUCAUUUAUGUAUAGCUUAUAUAAUUCCUCUUUCUGUCACUAGGUGCUGCCAGAUACUCCACACAGCCAGCUAACAAACUGCUAAAUGGAUAAACUGGGAGGAGGAAGGAAGGGUAGAUCAGCGGUUCCCAACUUGGGUGUUAAAUCUGAGAGCUCAGCGGGAUAGGAAAAGAAAGAACCAUUUCUGCUACACAAGCAUUUCAUUUGCCUCUUAAGUUCUUUAAUUAUUAAAAUUAAACAAUCUGAGGGAGAAAGUUGGUUAAACUGCUGGAGUCAGAUAAAUGUACAGCCUUUACUGUAGGAAGGGUUUUUUUGAUGGAACUGCUAAAACUAGACAUUUGAAACAUGAACCUCAACCAAACACUGAUUUAUUCUGUGGUCACAAAAAAAUGUUGCUAAGCACUGGUUUAAUCUUUACCGAUGUGUUGUCUUUGAGAAGCUUGUCUAACUUGUUUUAUCAAAAAUAUUUUGAAAUGUAACUAGCUGUAAAAUAAAUGAAAUGGAUAUGAA
Micropterus salmoides (largemouth bass) is the source of this 2727-nucleotide messenger RNA. RefSeq names its product BTB/POZ domain-containing protein 1-like. Gene Ontology annotation, cellular component: cytosol; P-body. Bases 202 to 1602 code for a protein of 466 amino acids. Gene Ontology annotation, biological process: neurogenesis. The record is from RefSeq and is a predicted model, not a curated record. Gene Ontology annotation, molecular function: protein binding. The transcript is spliced from 8 exons. Lineage: Eukaryota; Metazoa; Chordata; Actinopteri; Centrarchiformes; Centrarchidae.